Penicillium robsamsonii is the source of this 2097-nucleotide messenger RNA. RefSeq names its product Aldolase-type TIM barrel. The annotation marks the transcript as partial. Gene Ontology annotation, cellular component: fungal-type vacuole membrane. The record is from RefSeq and is a predicted model, not a curated record. The transcript has 9 exons. NCBI's taxonomy places the organism in Eukaryota, Fungi, Ascomycota, Eurotiomycetes, Eurotiales, Aspergillaceae. Gene Ontology annotation, biological process: basic amino acid transmembrane export from vacuole; carbohydrate metabolic process.
UAUCCUACACUCAAGAUGGCAGUACAGACAGGCCUCGACUAUAUGCGUUCGCGCACACUGAUCGACUGUGAUACCAUGGACGACGAAGUUGCUAAAACCCUGGGACCAUUCCAGGACUGCACUUCUAAUCAAGCUAUUGCACUCGGCGAGCUUUCUAAGCCAGAACGGGCUGAAGUCAUUGCUGUCUCGCGGGCAGAUGCGAUGUCAUUGCAUCCAAAGUAUUCAUCCAUUGGUGUCGAAGAGUUGGCUGCCGAGAUUGCGAUGGUUAGAUUGGCUCUAGGAAUGGCAAAACACAUUCAUGGACGUGCCCACGUACAGGUUAAUCCUUACUAUUCGUACUCUUCUGAGAAGAUUGUCGUCAAUGCACUCCGAAUUGUGCAAUUAUUCCAGUAUGUCCAGCCCGGCUUCGACGUCGAUCGCAUUUCUAUCAAGAUUCCGAGUACAUGGGAAGGCAUGAUGGCCUGCCGCACGCUUGAAUUAGCGGGUGUGCGUACUUUGGCAACCACUCUGUUUAGCAUGACUCAAGCUGUACUCGCAGCUGAGGUCGGCUGUACUUAUAUCGCGCCCUACGUGAACGAACUGAAGGUGCAUGUCCAAGCAGGGCAAAACUACUACAAGUCCAUCAAUUCGCCCACCAAAGUCCUCCCUGCUAGCUUGACUUCUGUCGAGGAGAUUUUCUUCCUCGCUGGAGUGGAUCACCUCACCAUUGCACCAGCUCUGUUGACACAAUUGACUCAGCCUUAUGCAGGAAAUGUCAAGUCGCUUAUUGAUAUUGCGCCGACACUUCCAAUCCCGACGCAGGGCGUCUCUUUCAUCAACGACCCUGGAAGCUACCAGAUCACAUUUGCUCGAGACCUUGGUGGUGCUAGUCACAUCAAGUUGACCGAGGCUAUAAACAUCUUCUGUGAUGCCCAGGACAAGUUGGGGCUGCUCAUGAAGUUCGCCUGCAAGAUGUUUCCCUCGCAGGCGGCUAAUUUUAACAUCGAGGCCCUUAGCGGCAUCUGCGGAUCGAUUUCUAUUUCCUGCUGGGUCGUCGUUUUCUCCCCUCAAAUCAUCGAGAACUUCCGACGUGGCUCCGCAGACGGCCUCUCUCUUAUCUUCCUCAUCAUCUGGUUGGCUGGCGAUGUGUUUAACAUCCUCGGUGCCGUCCUACAGGGCGUGCUCCCUACCAUGAUCAUCCUUGCGGUGUACUACACUUUAGCAGAUAUUGUCCUGCUGGGGCAAUGCUUUUACUACAGGGGUUUCAACCUCAAGGAAGAGCUAUCCCCCUCGGCCACACCGGACCUGUUUGCAACCAACGGGACUUCCGAUGCGGAGCGCGAUGGCGCCGACCAUCAACCAGAACCAACAGAGACAUCAUCACUCAUCCCGAAGCCCAGCCGCCAAGCUGUAAAUGUAACUGGACAGCUACCCCAAGACCGCACGCGUCCACUCUCCUCUGGAAGACGGCAGUCGGCAACCUCCUACCAUGAUAUCUUCCAUUCAUCGGUAGACGGCACCCAUCUGUCACCCGCAACGCCCUUCAUCGAACCAACAACCGAUGCCGCGUGCCGCCAUGCUCAACGCGCCCGUCGCCGCCGCAUUUCCGCCCUCCAAUCAAUUCUUUUCAACCUCACCGCCGUCGCUCUAGUCUGUGCUGCAGGUGUGCUGGGCUGGUUCGUCAGCCCAGCAGCAAAGUCAUCAUCACCAGACCCGGAACCUCUUGCUAUGGAUGUUCUAGGUCAAGUGUUCGGCUAUUUCUGUGCAGCUUUGUAUCUUGGGUCACGCCUGCCCCAGCUUCUUUUGAACUACCGCCGCAAAUCAACGGAUGGUGUUUCCCUGCUGUUCUUCCUCUUUGCUUGCAUCGGGAACUUGACUUACGUGCUCUCCAUUCUAGCAUACUCGCCUAUUUGCCAUGGCGGGUCUUCCGAGGAGAUCAUGGGGCACCGUCACCGUGCGCAGUGUCGUCCUGGUGAGGCAGCUGCACUGUAUGGGCGGUAUGUAUUGGUGAACCUGUCGUGGUUGAUCGGCAGUGCUGGCACGCUGCUGCUGGAUAUGGCAAUCUUUACACAAUUCUUCCUGUACCGUGAUGACAAGGCUGAUGAGGAGGAAGAGUAA